AUGAGGUUCCUCUACCUUGUCUUCGCUGUCUUCCUGCUGGUCUCCUUGGCUGUCCCAGGCUACGGGCAGAUAAGGAAGCACUGCCCCAAGGUGGGGUACUGCUCCAGCAAGUGCACCAAGGCGGACGUGUGGUCCUUCUCCUCCGACUGCAAGUACUACUGCUGCAUCCCACCCGGCUGGAAGGGGAAAUAGGAGCCGAAGCACCUGGGGAAGAGGAGGCACCGUGGUGGCUUUGGGAGCAGCUUCUCAGCUGUCUAUCCCAAUUGUCAUCUCCUCCUAUCAAUAAUUAAAAAGAGAAAAAUUAAAAAAAAAAAAAGUCACCCUUCUCCUCUAAAUAAUUAAAAGAGAAAAAUAAAAAAAAAAAAUUGUCAUCCCCUCCUCUAAAUAAUUAAAAAGAAAAAAAAAGGAGAUGUAACUCUGGUGUGUGCGGUGUGGUUACUUGUGUCCCCAUGAUCCCACAUAAAGCAUUAAAACAG
Molecule: messenger RNA, 476 nt
Organism: Grus americana (Whooping crane)
Lineage: Eukaryota; Metazoa; Chordata; Aves; Gruiformes; Gruidae
Product: cygnin
Exons: 2
Coding region: 1-192 (63 amino acids)
Source: RefSeq, a predicted model, not a curated record